This is a messenger RNA of Magallana angulata, 1943 nucleotides long. RefSeq names its product KAT8 regulatory NSL complex subunit 2-like. Gene Ontology annotation, cellular component: NSL complex. The coding region runs from base 260 to 1879 and encodes 539 amino acids. The record is from RefSeq and is a predicted model, not a curated record. NCBI's taxonomy places the organism in Eukaryota, Metazoa, Mollusca, Bivalvia, Ostreida, Ostreidae. The transcript has 9 exons.
UUUUAAAUUGUUUUUAUUUCACUCUUUGGUUUUUCAUUAAAAGAUACAAAGCUGAGACUAAGCAUUGAUUAUUUAAUUCAUAAUAAAAUCACGUGUUCACGACUAUGAUGUCACGUGAUAUCAAUGGGAAAAUGCCGGUUGAGAUUUGGGUCAACGUUGUGCGCAGAUCGUCUAAAGAGAAAACUGAAUUUCUAUGAAUAUUCGACCUUUUACACAGGAUUUACUACUGUGAUUUACAAUCUAACCAACUAAGGUUUUGAUGAAUAUGGCGCAACGACAACCAAAAGUCCAACAAGUCAACAUACGUAAGCCGCGGUCUCCCCCCGAGGGCCAGUUUUGUUCGUACAGCCACCGUACUUGUACACACAACAAAAUUCCAGGCUACGAAUUCUGCUCAAGGCAUAUCUUGGAGGAUAAAAAUGCACCAUUUAAGCAGUGUGAAUUUAAUUCUUCUAAGUCAGGAAAAAAAUGUAUAAAUGCAGCAACAAAGUCUGACAAGAAAGGGAGCCACAGAUACUGCUCAGAUCAUGCUAGAAAAGCAAUAAUACUGCGACAAAAAGCUCAUCUGAAACGCAAACCGACAGAAACUGCUGACAACUUACUGGAGGACCUAGAUCAUUUCAAGCUGGUGGCUGGACCUGAUGGAGUUCUAGAGCACCAGAGACAGCAAGCAGUGGGUGACAAUGUAGCUAGCAGAGCCCUGGACUAUGCGAGUUCCAGUGACUCUGAUCUGGAGUCUCCGUUGGUGGACCAGGCCUGGAGAGGGGAUGGGGACAGUGAUGCUGAGAGUAUAGACAGCGACCAGGAGGAUCCACUCAAACAUGCAGGAGUAUACACUGCAGAAGAAGUGGCUUUGAUCAUGAGAGACAAGCUGAUUCGUCUGCAAUCUUUAUACAUUGACCAGUUCAAGAGACUUCAACAUGUUAUGAAGGAGAAACGUAGAAAAUACCUACAAACCAGUAAACAAGAGAGAGAGGCACUAGGAAGCAUUAAGUAUUAUAAAAACAAGGUGCCAUCCCGUGACAAGUACUGUCAACUGAAGGUGCUGAAGCGAUAUCACAAGAGACAUGGAAAGGAGGCCCUCUUACACAGACAGUCCAAACAGAGAAGAAUCGCUGUCUCCGAGGGAUACAACUACAGAGCACCUGCCUAUCCACGAUGUAUCUACAUCGGCGACAACUCUGUCAAGUGUUCAGACAGAGCUAUUCCACUGUCCAAAUUCUGCAAAAAACACAUUGGGGAAGACCAGUACCAGGUCUUGUUCCGCCCCUGUCAGUUCGGGGGAGGGGCUUGUGGAAAACAAGUCUUCUGUCUGGAUGAAUGCUGUACCUGUCCAACCCACCUGCCAUUGAAAAAUCCAGAGACCAGAGUUUCUCUAAAGAUUGAGGAGAAUGCAGAUCCUUUAGAUAUGAAGUCUACUGAGUUGACAAAGGAAGCCUUAGACCUGCUGCUUCCUCAGUUGGAUUUCUCUGCACAAGAAAUCAUGAGCCGACAACUGCUCUCAGGAAACCCAGAAAUGCCAGACUCGAUAUUUUCAAUGACAGAGACAGACAAUCACGAGUCUACAGCUGAGCACUCAAAGAAAUCAAUGGACCAGAAUGAAAUGAAAUAUCUUGGGGAAGACAAAGGCGAGAAUGUUGCCAACAGUGCAGAGAGUGGAUCAAAUGUGGGUCAAAAAUUCGACCCUCUCUUACUCCAGCAUUUACAUGGGAGUUUUGAGUAUUCACACAGCAGAAGUAGCAGUAAAAAUUCGGAGGCUGCCGCCUCACAGAGCUCAGCUUCCACGGAGACUGCCUCAGAGUCCGCCAGGGAGAGGAAGGACUCUGACAUCACUGAUGAGGAAGACGCUAAACUCGCAGAAGGAGCUGAUGUUUGUUAAUUUUUUUUUUUCAUCAUCAAAAUUCACUUGCAUGUGCAUCAUCAAAUAAAUUUUUUACAAAUUG